UUGUUUUUUCAAAUGAAUUGGAAUAUUCUACCAUAAUAUGCCUUUCGGAUUAGUCCACAAAUUACGAACCACAAGCCAAUUCCUGUUGCCGUGCUCUAUAGUUUAUGUGAUUAUUCUUUUAUAUAAUUUAGUUGUUUCCUGUGGAAUCUUGGCUUUUCCUUAUCAACAAUGGUCAUUUUCCAAUGUGUCCCAAGACUUUCUGCAAUUUAUAUUUUCUGUGAUGUAUUAACUGCUAGGACUAUCAGCUUUUGUUCCCUACCAAUGGAAUCUGUAUGAGGAAAUUGUUUAAUAUUUACUAGGACUACAACUUGUGUUCCCUACCAAUGGAAUCUGUAUGAGGAAAUUGUUAAAUAUUUUUUUGAUGAAUAAUAAUUUAUUAGAAGAAGCAAAGCUCUCAUACAUGAAAAGUAUACAAGAGAAGCAACUUCAUAAAUAUUUAAUCAGGCACUCAUGUUUGUAUAGGUAGGAACUUGUGUUGUGUAUGGUAGUUAGACCCUUGACGUCUGUCAGCAGCUUGGAGAUUCACCUGGAAUUAUUUUAUUCUGACCAUUAGACACAUACACACACACACAUCGUAGUUAUUCCUUUGAUAUUGCAUUGGAAAUUAGCAUGGCCAAACAUUACUUACAAGCUCGUUUCUGUUUGUUUACUUGAUUUGAGUCCCUCAAAAUGUUUAAAUAGCUUAGCUCUGGUUUGUUGCUUUUAGCUUUGGCAUUUUCGUUAGUGGCAACACUUUGAUGGCUAUCUGAUCUGAAAUGCUUUGUCCCGUUUUCUUAAUUAUGUGUGAUCUCUUUUAGCUAGGAAUAAGGGGAUAUCUUUUGUAGCCAUUGAUUUAAAGAGGCCUCUGUCAGAUCAAGGUCCUUUUGAUGUUGUUUUGCAUAAGUUGUCAGGAAAGGACUGGUGCGAGGUUAUUGAGGAAUACAGGCAAAAACAUCCUGAAGUAGCAGUCCUUGAUCCUCCAGAUGGGAUACAACAUCUACACAAUCGCCAGUCCAUGCUUCAGGAUGUGGCAGAUCUAAACUUGUCUGACUGCCAUGGCAAGGUUGGUGUUCCAAGGCAGUUGGUCAUUACAAAAGAUCCAUCUUCUAUUCCUUAUGAAGUUACUAAAGCUGGGCUAAAGUUGCCACUGGUGGCAAAACCUUUAGUUGUGGAUGGAAGUGCCAAGUCACAUGAACUAUUUCUUGCUUAUGAUCAAUUCUCCCUAACAGAACUUGAACCUCCUUUGGUUCUCCAGGAGUUUGUUAACCAUGGUGCCAUCCUCUUCAAAGUUUAUAUUGUUGGGGAAACCAUAAAGGUUGUGAGGCGUUUCUCUCUACCUAAUGUUAGUAAAUGUGAGCUAGAAAAAGUUUCUGGUGUGUGCCGUCUCCCAAGGGUUUCAUCUGCUUCAGCUUCAGCAGAUGAUGCAGAUUUGGAGCCUGGUGUUGCUGAACAUCCUCCACGGCCUCUGCUGGAGAAGCUUGCAAGGGGGCUCCGUCGUCGACUGGGUCUCCGGCUGUUCAACAUAGAUAUGAUCCGAGAGCAUGGAACCAGAGAUGUCUUUUAUGUGAUUGACAUCAACUACUCUGCAGGGUAUGGGAAAGUGCCAGACUACGAACACAUAUUUACAGAUUUCCUUCUGAGCCUAGCGCAGAGCAAGUAUACGAAGAGACCUGCUACUUAACAAUUGGAAGUAGAUAUAUCCAUUGUCCAUGAUGUUUGUUGCAGGUGUGCUCCAUGGAAAUUGAAGAACACUCAAAUCUAGUUUUUACGUCUGUACUAACUGACUGGCCAAAUGAGCAAAUGUCUGGUGUCCAUGUGUCCUCAUAAACUUGCAUUUGAGACAAAUCACCACUUCCCAAUCUGUAUGGGGCACUGACCGAUUCUCUCUUCUCGUAAAGGAUUCAACCUGGUUGCCUUCCCUGACGGAAAUUUUCUACAUACCGAAUCAAGUAAAAGAAGCGAAGCUUGACACUACAAAUACCCUUCCGCUGUUUUUUAAUUUUUUUUUAGUAGUUUUUGUAAUUCCUUUUGUUUGUUCGUUGUUCUUUUCUUUUCCUUAUCUUUUGGCUCCUGUUAUUGCUAUUAGCUUCGGGUUAUAGACUUGCAAAUCUUUAUAGAAAUGCCUUUUGUUCUUGAUUUUAAA
Molecule: messenger RNA, 2122 nt
Organism: Alnus glutinosa
Lineage: Eukaryota; Viridiplantae; Streptophyta; Magnoliopsida; Fagales; Betulaceae
Product: inositol-tetrakisphosphate 1-kinase 4-like
Exons: 11
Coding region: 995-1660 (221 amino acids)
Biological process (GO): inositol trisphosphate metabolic process
Cellular component (GO): cytoplasm
Molecular function (GO): inositol-3,4,5,6-tetrakisphosphate 1-kinase activity; inositol-1,3,4-trisphosphate 5-kinase activity; magnesium ion binding
Source: RefSeq, a predicted model, not a curated record